Messenger RNA from Lotus japonicus, 1520 nucleotides. Its product is annotated as cinnamoyl-CoA reductase-like SNL6. The transcript has 5 exons. Gene Ontology annotation, molecular function: oxidoreductase activity, acting on the CH-OH group of donors, NAD or NADP as acceptor. The record is from RefSeq and is a predicted model, not a curated record. Lineage: Eukaryota; Viridiplantae; Streptophyta; Magnoliopsida; Fabales; Fabaceae. The coding region runs from base 196 to 1263 and encodes 355 amino acids.
UAUAUAUAUAUAACCCUCAUUUCAACCAUCUCCAUACACAAACUAAGAAGAAUCACAAGAAGCUUUCUCUCAGUUUAGCCCCAGAAACUCAAGCCCACAAUAUAUAACCCAAUAUUCAUAUAUUUCACCACACAGUCACACACUUAACUAGUUUUCAAUUUUUUGCUACUCAAUUUCAUCUCUCAUUAAUUUGAAAUGGGUGUUGUGCGCAAGUGGGAGAGCAGAACGGAGGAGCUGGAGGCCUUCCGCCGCCAGCUGGUGGCCGCCGCCGGUAUCCACCGUAGAAAGGACGAUGAGGGAAGAAGAACCACCAAAACAGUCGUUGAUGAUGAAGAAGAAAGGGCCUUGCUCUGUGUCACUAGUGGUGUUUCCUAUUUGGGCCUUGCUCUCGUCAACCAUCUUUUGCUCUUGGGUUACUCUGUUCGUAUCAUCAUUCACAACCCAGAGGACAUAGAGAAACUGAGUGAAAUGGAGCCAUGUGGGACAUCAGAACAUAAUUUGGAAGUAGUAAUUGCAAACCUAACUGACAUUGAUAGCUUGGAGAAAGCAUUUGAGGGAUGUCGUGGCGUUUUUCACACCUCUGCAUUUACCGACCCUGCUGGUCUCUCUGGCUACACAAAAUCCAUGGCUGAGAUUGAAGUCAGAGUGGCAGAGAAUGUGAUGGAAGCAUGUGCUAGUACAUCUUCGGUUAAAAGAUGUGUGUUCACAUCAUCACUAUCAGCUUGUAUGUGGCAAAAUAAUGCACAAUCAGAAACCUCCCCUGUUAUUAACCAUGAAUCUUGGAGUUCUGAAUCAUUCUGCAUAGAAAAGAAGCUUUGGUAUGCAUUAGGCAAAUUGAGGGCAGAGAAGACUGCUUGGAGGAUAGCUAAUGAAAGGGGUUUGAAACUCACUAGCAUUUGUCCAGCUCUCAUCACAGGUCCUGAAUUUUAUCAAAGGAAUCCAACAGCAACAAUUGCUUACCUCAAAGGAGCUCAAGAAAUAUAUUCUAAUGGUUUGCUAGCAACAGUUGAUCUAAAGAAAGUGGUUGAAGCUCAUUCGUCUGUAUUCAAGGCAAUGAACAACAAUGCUUGUGGGAGAUACAUUUGCUUUGAUAAUGUGAUUGGUACACAGAGUGAGGCAGAGAAUUUGGCCAAGGAGAUUGGUAUGCCCAAAGAGAAAAUAUGUGGGGAUGAAUCUAACAAUUCAUUACAUAGAUUUGAACUGUCAAAUGAGAAGUUAUGCAGACUCAUGUCAAGGCCAAUCAGGUGUAUCAGUGAAUAUUAGAUGAAAUUAUGAUAUAGUUCAAUCAGUAAAAAUUGAUGACCUAAAAGGUUUAUUAGUGGCAUACCUUAUUCUUGGGAGAUUAGAAGAGAAAAUAGAUUAGGUAUGCUUUAUAGUUCAUCUUCAUUCAUUCUUUUUUUCUUUGUUUCUUUUUGGGCUCUAGAGAGGGUAUGCCACAGGCUCUGUUCAGUAAUGCUUGUAUUCAUUAAUGAUCUUAUUUUAUACAUAAUGUUAUACAAUUUAGUAUUUGUACCAAACAA